GGGGCCGCAGGCGCCCUCCGGAGUCCAUGGCCGCAGCGCCGCAGCCCGGCGAGCCCGCCAAGGGGAAGACCUUUAAGCUCCUAGGAAUUUUAGACGUCGAGAACAUCCCCUGUGCACGAGACUCAGUGUUAUACGGCUCACUAGGCUCUGUGGUGGUGGGCCUCGGACAUUUUUUGUUCACUAGCCGGAUUAGAAGAUCAUGUGAUGUUGGAGUAGGAGGAUUUAUCUUGGUGACCUUAGGAUGCUGGUUCCAUUGUAGGUAUAAUUACGCAAAGCUAAGAAUCCAGGAAAGAAUGGCCAGAGAAGGAAUUAAAAAUAAGAUUCUGUAUGAAAGUACCCACCUUGAUCCUCAAAGAAAACCAGCCAAUGGCAGUGGCAGCAGUGGGGUGACCUCGGGCACAGAAAACCCAGCUACAAGUCCCUGGGGCCCACGCUAGUAAGCCCUGUACGUGCCGUGGCUUUCAAUCAAGUAAAUAAAAGUAUGUGUCCAUCGUA
Molecule: messenger RNA, 495 nt
Organism: Suricata suricatta (meerkat)
Lineage: Eukaryota; Metazoa; Chordata; Mammalia; Carnivora; Herpestidae
Product: cytochrome c oxidase assembly protein COX20, mitochondrial
Exons: 4
Coding region: 27-437 (136 amino acids)
Biological process (GO): mitochondrial respiratory chain complex IV assembly
Cellular component (GO): mitochondrial inner membrane; mitochondrion
Source: RefSeq, a predicted model, not a curated record